AUGGCUUCGUGCGGGGAGGAUGUUUACGCGACAUUGUUGUUGAACGACUCCUACCUCGCAGGUGCCUUGGUCCUGGCCCACUCGUUACGGGAUGCCGCCACCACCAAGAAGUUGGCCGUGUUGGUGACGACAGAGACGGUAUCUGCAGAUGCUAUGGUUCAGCUCCAGAAGGUGUUUGACUUUAUCAUUCCCGUCGAGAGAUUCGUCAACCAGUCCCCGGCGAACCUGUCUCUUAUGAAUCGCCCGGAUCUGCAUUCGACCUUCACCAAGAUUGCAUUAUGGAAGCAGCUCCAGUUCCGUCGGAUUGUCUACAUGGACGCAGACAUGGUGGCUCUCCGUGCUCCAGACGAGCUGUUCGACCUGUCCCAACCGUUCUCCGCGGCCCCUGAUAUUGGCUGGCCGGAUAUCUUCAAUACGGGUCUGAUGGUCUUGAACCCAAACAUGGGCGAUUAUUAUGCGCUGCUGGCUAUGGCAGAGCGGGGCAUAUCUUUCGAUGGUGCAGAUCAAGGCCUGUUGAACAUGCACUUUAAGAACAACUUCAACCGCUUGAGUUUCACUUACAAUGUCACCCCGUCGGCGCACUACCAGUACCUACCAGCAUUCCAGCAUUUCCAGUCCAGCAUCAGCGUCGCACACUUCAUUGGUGCAGAGAAGCCUUGGAGUCAAGGAAGACAAGCGCAUCAAGGGUCUACACCAUAUGAUCAGAUGGUUGGGAGAUGGUGGGCGGUCUAUGACAAACACUACAAAGAAUCCUCUGUGCAGAGCUCAUACCAAGGAGCACAGUCGAUUGUGCAGUAUUAUACCAAGGGGGAGUUCCAACCUGUGGCCCCCAGUGUCUCGAGUGGCCAGGAAUACCAGCCUGAAAAGGUCGAGAGUGAGACUUGCCCGCCGAUCGCCGAUGAGCCGCUGGGAGAGGGAAUAUCAGAAAGCCCGAAGCAAGAAGCAAAAGCUUACGUUCCGCAAGUUGAAACGAAUAUGGAUCAGCGUGAGGGGCCCGAGGGCGAAGCUCCUCAAGUCCAGUAUUCAGCCUGGGAUGCGAGCAGAGCACCACCCCCAUCUAACUCUCGGCCUGAAGCCUCCAACUUUCCUGCAACUCACUAUGAUAUGUCUUCAGAUCCCACACCGUGGAAGGCCCCAGAACGGUACCCUGACCCGCCCAAGAACAUGUACUAUGAAGUCCCCAAAACUCCCACGCACCAGGAGCUGGUAUUUAGUUUCCCAUGGGAGAAGGAUCCCUCCAGGCCAAAGAGGUUUUUCCCCGAAGACAACCUGGAAGUGGCUACCGACUCCCAGAGCUUCAGUGAGGCAUCGACCGUUCCGGAUUACACAGAAAGACAGAUCGUCACACCUAAGAAUCCAGUCUUUCAGUUCACGCCUGCUGAUCCAUGGAAUACAUUCGCGCGUGGAAAUGCCUGGGAUGAUGUGCCCGGAAUUGAGCGAUACAUCGAGGAUUUACAGAAGAAUCGCAAGGGAAAUAUCCAGGUGUUGCAGGGGUAUGGCUCAGGGAUAGCACAGGUCUCCAGUCCGGACGGCAGACGGCACGGUAUGAGGCUCACGGACUUUCCAUCUGAGUAUGAACGACCAAGUUUGCCCGUGACCCCAGCUCCGAUCAGGAGACCUACUUUCUGGGGUGAAGAGCGAAAUUCAGAAGGCCAACUGCCGGCUGCUGAGGGUGUCCCUUCCCAGGCAGAUUGGGAUCCGGUGCUGCAGCUUGAGCGACUUGCUCAGCGCCAAUCUGAUGUAAUAGCCAAUAAAUUGGGGAAUGGUGGCAUCCCUGCGCGGGAGAUUCCCUUGCGACCCCUGCCUCAUGGCUCCGAGGGGGUAAUUUCUCCAACGUACGUCGCUCCAACUCCGCCCAGCGCGAAAAAGGUGUCCGAUGAGGUUACGAGAAGUGCCAUCGAGGAGCCCAGUUUCCAAGGACCGGGCGCGAUGUGGGAGAAGGGCGAGACGUUCCCGACGUACGGGACAUCUCAGUUGCCGACAGAUGAGGAGAGAGAUGUCCUGGAUAAUUAG
Molecule: messenger RNA, 2013 nt
Organism: Drepanopeziza brunnea f. sp. 'multigermtubi' MB_m1
Lineage: Eukaryota; Fungi; Ascomycota; Leotiomycetes; Helotiales; Drepanopezizaceae
Cellular component (GO): cytoplasm
Molecular function (GO): glycosyltransferase activity
Source: RefSeq, a predicted model, not a curated record